Bursaphelenchus xylophilus (pine wood nematode) is the source of this 5905-nucleotide messenger RNA. The record is from the annotation of a GenBank genome assembly. NCBI's taxonomy places the organism in Eukaryota, Metazoa, Nematoda, Chromadorea, Rhabditida, Aphelenchoididae.
AUGGACCUUCGACUUGUCCUCCACAUAUCCUGCCUUCUCAUAUCAACAAAUUCCCUUCGAUUCCUCCAAAUCGCCGACUUUCAUUAUGAUCCCGACUACAAUAGCAAUGGAGUGGCCGCUCAGAUGUGCCACGAACAAAAGAAUUCAACAAAAACGAAAAAGUUGGGCGAAUUUGGAGAUUAUUUGUGCGAUUCGCCCGCCAAAUUGGUUGAAAAUGCCGUCCAAGCGGCCGCAAAAACUCUGGCGGAGCCGGAUUUGUUGCUGUGGACUGGUGACAAUAUCCCACAUAUCGAUGAAUACACUGAGGAAUGUAAGCCGAGAUUUUGGGUAUUUUGCACCGUGCGAGGUAAAUUUUUUUUCGCACGGUGCGGUUUAUGAGCAGAGAUUGCCACGGUCAAAAUUUUGGCUCCGGCUCCGGCUCUUAGCUCCCAGAGCCGGAGCCGAGGCCAAAUUUGCAGCUCCGGCUCCGGCUCUUGGCUCCGUGCAAAAUUUACAAAGGCAUCCGGCUCCGAAUCCCGGCUCCUAUGCAAAAGGUUUUUUAAAAAUAUUUUUCCAAAAAUAAAAGUUAUUAGUGUCAGAGAUCAUACAGCCAACGUUUUUGCAGUCAAGUCGCAUCCUCCGCAGUGUUUUUCGAGCAAUUUGGUUUAACAAGAUCACGAAAUUUUUACUUUUCUGACCGCUGGGAAGCCUGGCUCCGACUUUGGGCUCGGGAGCCGGAGCCGACCCCAAAAUUUCCGGCUCCGGCUCUGGCUCCCGGCUCGGAGCCGGAGCCGCUCAGAGCCGGAGCCAAGAGCCGGCUCCGGAGCCGCGGCAAUCUCUGUUUAUGAGUUAAAUUUUUUUCUCGCACGGUGCGGUUUUUAGGUUUUUUAAUGUUGCACGGUGCGAAAAUCUUGUUUUUGAUCUACGCACUGUGCAACAAUUUUUUCGUUGAAAAUUUUGUUGCACAGUGCGGUUUUUUAUUUAUUUUUUUCUUUUGCACAGUGCAAAAAAAACUAUUUUGAUUUACGCACUGUGCAAAAAAUUUUUGUUGGAAAUUUUGUUGCACAGUGCGGAUUUUUUUCUUUUGCACAGUGCAAAAAUUUUCUUUGUUGAAAAUUUUGUCGCACAGUGCGUUUUUUAUUUUUUUUCUUUUGCACAGUGCAAAAAAAAAAUUAAAUAUUUUUUGCACUGUGCAAUUUAAAAUUUUUUUGUUCCUUGCACAGUGCAAAAAUAAAUUUUUUUUGUCAGAUGUCCGAAGUGCUCUAACUUUCACCACGAACCAGAUCAAGAAAAAUUUCCCCAAAACAACGGUCCUUCCAACUUUGGGCAAUCAUGACAUAAGCCCUUCAAAUCAAUUUGGGGAAAACGACAAAGUCUACGAAAUCACGGCUGAUCUCUGGGCGCACUGGUUGAAGGAGGAGGAAAAGGUGAGAUUUUCUCAUUUUUACUGUCCCUCCGGAAAGUCGGCGGACUGAUUUUUGGCAUUUGCACUGUGCGAAAAAAGUCAGGGUGCGAGCGACAGCCCAAAAAAGCCUAUUGCACGGUGCAAAAAGCAAGAAAUUGCACAGUGCAAAGUGAAGUUUUGUUUUCGCACGGUGCGUGUCGCGGAAAUGAUUUCUUUUUCAUUGCACCGUGCGAAAAAUGUCAGGGAGCGACAGCUGAAAAAAAGCCUAUUGCACGGUGCAAAAAGCAAGAAAUUGCACAGUGCAAAGUGAAGUUUUGUUUUCGCACGGUGCGUGUCGCGGAAAUGAUUUCUUUUUCAUUGCACCGUGCGAAUAAAGUCAGGGUGCGAGCGACAAAGCCAUUUGCACGGUGCAAAAAGCAAGAAAUUGCACAGUGCAAAGUGAAGUUUUGUUUUCGCACGGUGCGUGUCGCGGAAAUGAUUUCUUUUUCAUUGCACCGUGCGAAAAAUGUCAUGGAGCGACAGCUGAAAAAAAGCCUAUUGCACGGUGCAAAAAUCAAGAAAUUGCACAGUGCGAAAUGAACUUUUGUUUUCGCACAGUGCGCGUCGCUGAUUUCAGUCCGGCGGCCAUAAAACUUUAUGGAUUUUCAGCCGAAAAAUUGUAUUUUUGGUAGAAAAAAUUUACUUUGGAUAUCGAAAAAAAGGAAAAUUUUUCGAGUUCGAAAAUAAAAAAAAAUUUUUUAAUUUGGUUUAGAAAAAAAUUUUUUUUAAAAGACGAUUUCUGAGUCAGUGCGUCAGCCGUGGACAUAGGAAAAAAUCGAUUUUGAGUUUUUUGCAUUAAAAUGACUGUUGAAAGGGGCUAAGCAAAAGCGAACAAUAUUUUUUCCCAAAUCCUUCGUUAAGGUAUAUUUUUUUACAAUUAACUGUUUUAGAAGUAAUCGCCCCUAGCUGUGGUAUCUUGCCUUGCAGUGCAGUGAUUUGACGGCUACUGUAGUUUUUGACCCUUGCGAACACGAUGGAGUGAUUAUUUUUCCCGGUUUCCUACUGUAACAUACCGUAAUACCGUAUCGACCGCUAAAAAACGGUCGUAAAAUCUUUGUUUCUAAAAACCCCCAGCUGAUUUUUUGAUAUGUUAAUCAGCGUAAAAUUCUGCUCUAGACCCAAUCAAAAAAAGUGCAAAAAGUUGUGCGACAAAUUUCGUGGUGUAGUGGUUAGUGGGCGGGACUACCAUUCCACCGUCCCGGGUUCGAUCCCGGCUGGGUGCAAAUGUCAAAAAAAUGCCGCAAAUCAAUUUUAAUGUAAAAAUAAGGAAUGUCCGAAGAACAAAAAGCAAUUUUAAAUCAUUAUGACACCUCUGUUUUCGAGUAAACCCGGUUUAAUGUAAUCUUAGCGGCUGAAAACGGAAAAAAUAAAAGUGCUUCAAAUGUGACAAAAUUUAUAGAUAUGCUUCUACAGGUUAUUAUAAGAAAUUUUUCCGUUAGUCUUUUUUUGUAACUUACAGUAUAACGGAUUACUGUAGCAUAAUGCAGAAUUUCGUAUUUUGCGUUCUACAUGGCGAAAGAGAGCUGGAAGUAAAGCCAUAAUGUGCAGAAUUAUUACCAAGAAGCUUAUCUGUGAGAAAAAAUAUUUUUUAUGGCAGGAUGAUUUGGUAUACCUGAAUAAUCUUUCACCGUAUUAGCGGUCAACGAUGACGUCAGAACAUACUCGAAAUAAUUUGGAAUUUUGUUUCGGAUAACGAAAGGCGACUUUUUUUGCUGUCAGAGCGGUCUAACAAAAAAUCCCAACUUUUUUUUCAAGAACAUCGAAGGGAAAAUCGAUUUUUUAUAAAUAGUUUUAUGUUACAGUAAUCCGUUAUACUGUAAGCUACAAAAAAAGACUAACGGAAAAGUUUCUUAUAAUAACCUGUAGAAGCAUAUCUAUAAAUUUUAUCACAUUUGAAGCACUUUUAUUUUUUCCCUUUUCAGCCGCUAAGAUUACAUUAAACCGGGUUUACUCGAAAACAGAGGUGUCAUAAUGAUUUAAAAUUGCUUUUUGUUCUUCGGAAAUUCCUUAUUUUUACAUUAAAAUUGAUUUGCGGCAUUUUUUUGACAUUUGCACCCAGCCGGGAUCGAACCCGGGACGCUGGAAUGGUAGUCCCGCCCACUAACCACUACACCACGAAAUUUGUCGCACCACUUUUUGCACUUUUUUUGAUUGGGUCUAGAGCAGAAUUUUACGCUGAUUAACAUAUCAAAAAAUCAGCUGGGGGUUUUUAGAAACAAAGAUUUUACGACCGUUUUUUAGCGGUCGAUACGGUAUUACGGUAUGUUACAGUAGGAAACCGGGAAAAAUAAUCACUCCAUCGUGUUCGCAAGGGUCAAAAACUACAGUAGCCGUCAAAUCACUGCACUGUAAGGCAAGAUACCACAGCUAGAGGCGAUUACUUCUAAAACAGUUAAUUGUAAAAAAAUAUACCUUAACGAAGGAUUUGGGAAAAAAUAUUGUUAGCUUUUGCUUAGCCCCUUCCAACAGUCAUUUUAAUGCAAAAAACUAAAAAUCGAUUUUUUCCUAUGUCCACGGCUAACUGGCGGCUGAUUCACUGACUCAGAAAUCGUCUUUUAACGAACUAAAAAUGUUCCGUAUGCUGUAAAAAACAUUUAUUCUAAAUUUAUGCCAAGUUUCAUCUGAAUAUGACUCAAAAAUUUUAAAAAAAUUUCAAAAUUUCGAAAAAUAAUUUUGAAUUUCUUUCAGAAAACCUAUCUCUAUGGCGGAUAUUACUCUCGGGAAAUCAACGGCGAACAGUUUUUGGUGCUAAACACAAAUCUUUACUAUGUUUAUGACAAAAGAAAUUUUUCGGAUCCAGCCGAUCCGGCGGGACAAUUCGAGUUUACGAAGAAAGCAUUGGCUCAAGCGCAGAGUAACAAUCAGACUGCACAUAUCAUCGCUCAUAUCCCUCCGGGAUGUAAGUUUUCGAGAGAUUUUUUUGGCAAUUUUUUUUGGAAAUUUUAUUUUUGUUGUUACAGUAUACGACAGAGUGCCGAAUAUCAAAUGGUUCACUGAUGAAUAUAAUAAACAGUUUUUGGACAUUAUUCGCGCCUACAAGGACACGAUUAAACUUCUUAUUUUUGGCCAUCAUCACGGCGAUACCUUCCAUGUUAUCAGGGUGGGGAUUUGAUUUUAUUUUUUCGCACUGUGCAAAUUUUUGUCUUUUUGCACUGUGCGAAAAUGGAUGUUAAUUUUUUUCGCACUGUGCAAAUUUUUGGAUUUUCUGCACCGUGCGGAGGUGGGUUGUCUUCACACUGUGCGGUUUUUUUUUAUUUUUCGCACUGUGCGAAUCUUUUCGAAUUCUUUGCACUGUGCAAAAUUUUUUGGAUUUUCUGCACCGUGCGGAGGUUCUUUGUAUUUUUCGCACUGUGCGAAUCUUUUUGAAUUCUUUGCGCUGUGCCAAAUUUUUCGGAUUUUCUGCACCGUGCGGAGGUUGUUUGUCUCUUCGCACUGUGCGGAUUUUUUGGAUGUUAAUUUUUCCGCACUGUGCAAAAACAUUUUUUUCGUGCAGUGCAAAUUUUUUGCCUUUUCGCACUGUGCGAAAUUUUUUGGAUUUUCUGCACCGUGCGGAGGUUCUUUGUCUCUUCGCACUGUGCGGAUUUUUUGUAUUUUUCGCACUGUGCGAAUCUUUUCGAAUUCUUUGCACUGUGCCAAGUCUUUGUAUUCUUUGCACUGUGUGGAGGUACUUUGUCUGUUCGCACUGUGCGGAUUUUUUGGAUGCUAAUUUUUACGCACUGUGCAAAAUUUUUGUCUUUUCGCACUGUGCGAUUUUUUUGUCAAUUCUUUGCACGGCGCGGAAAUUUUGAGGUAUUUCUAGAGUAAGAAACAACAUUCCAGGAUUCAAAUGACUCUCCAAUAAAUGUGGCGUACAUUUCUCCGGCAGUUACCCCCUGGUACAGCGGUUUGGGGCUCGGGGCGAAUAAUCCCAGCUUCCGGGUAUUCGAUUACAACCUGGAAUCUAAGGAGGUUACCAAUGUUUAGUAAGUCGAUUUUUUGAAUAAUCUUUGAUGAAAUUUUAAUAUUUAAAUUUUAUUUUUUUCGAAUAUUGAAAUUUUAAUUUCCCAUUUUCAGCACUUACAAUGUAAAUUUAACGGCCUUAAACGACAACCCAUCGACUCCCUGGACCUUGGAAUACUCCUUCAAAGACGCGUAUGGGAUCCCCGACUUUAGCCCCCAAUCCUUCCACAAUUUGGUCGAGGGAUUUUCGAAAAAUGAAACUUUAUUCGGAACCUACAUGCUUUACAACACAGUCAGCACGGAUGGAAGUCUUCCAAAUUCGACUAUCAAGUAAUUUUUUACUCAAAAUUUUUUGACUGCCUCAGGACAAAAUUUUUUGAAAAAUUCCGAAUUUUAAUUUUUAAAAAAUUUUUUAGACAAGCCCAAAUCUGCUCGCUGAACCAUGCCGAUUACGACAAAUACAGCGUGUGCAUCAGCGGUGCGCUUUCGAAAAUUUGCUCAAUCUUUUCAAUCUUCUUCAUGAUGAUGCUAAUAAUGUUGUAG